This is a messenger RNA of Coniophora puteana RWD-64-598 SS2, 576 nucleotides long. RefSeq lists its product as uncharacterized. The record is from RefSeq and is a predicted model, not a curated record. Bases 1 to 576 code for a protein of 191 amino acids. The transcript is spliced from 3 exons. Lineage: Eukaryota; Fungi; Basidiomycota; Agaricomycetes; Boletales; Coniophoraceae.
AUGUUCAGGGCCAUAAGCUUGAGCCUCGUCGCCGCCGCUUCCUAUUUCUCCAUCGUCGCAGGGAUUCCGACAUGGGAGAACUCAAUCUCUAGGAGCGUCUUCGAGUCGCCCUUUGUGCCUGGUGCCAGCAUCCUCGAGGUACUUGGUCCUAUGCGCCGCACGAGGCAAGCCGACGAUCCCAAGUAUCUGGGUGUCGGUGCUCCCCAUGGCUACACCGGCAGGGCCGUGGUCCAGAAGGAACCAUUACCUCCUCUGUUCUUCAUUAACCAGAAUCAACUAUGGCAAUACAAUAACGAAUCUUACAUUUACCCCGUCAACGUCGUCAACUCUACUCUCACCGCGGACGCCCCCCUUCAGCUCACCAUCGACGACAAGCAAAAGGGUAUCAAUGGCAGGUGGAGAUGGGCAGGCUCAUCCCUCCAAUACGACUACAGUGACAAAACCAACCGCGGUGUCUACUACACUUGUCAAGAUAAAUCAGGUCUCAAGGGUGUAUAUAUGUUCUUGGAUAUGCCAAAGGUCCAACCCCACGGUUGCGAAGUCGUGACUAUCCACGGUUUCAUGAGGCAAUAUUGA